This is a messenger RNA of Haemorhous mexicanus (house finch), 312 nucleotides long. Its product is annotated as feather beta keratin-like. The record is from RefSeq and is a predicted model, not a curated record. Lineage: Eukaryota; Metazoa; Chordata; Aves; Passeriformes; Fringillidae. Bases 1 to 312 code for a protein of 103 amino acids. Gene Ontology annotation, molecular function: structural constituent of cytoskeleton. Gene Ontology annotation, cellular component: intermediate filament. The transcript has a single exon.
AUGGCCUGUCACAACCGCUGCAGUCCCUGCGGACCCACCCCACUGGCCAACAGCUGCAACGAGCCCUGUGCCCUGCAAUGCCAGGAUUCCCACGUCAUCAUCAACCCUUCCCCUGUGCUGGUCACCCUGCCAGGACCCAUCAUGACCUCCUUCCCCCAGAACACCGCCGUCGGAUCCACCUCCUCCGCUGCUCUGGGCACUGAGCUCAAUGCCCAGGGACAGCCCAUCUCUGGUGGAUUUGGCUUUGGUGGCUUUGGCUACGGCCUGGGAGGCCUGGGCUGCUAUGGCAGGAGGGGCGGCUCCAUCUGCUAA